AACUCAAGGCUUAAGAGAACAUCGAUUCUUUCUACCACCAGGAUCGAGUAAAACGUUCAAUAGUGACUGGGGCGAACAGGCUUAUACCUUUCUUUCACAGUGGAAGAAAGACAAGAAAUUUUCUGAUGUUGAAAUAGCGAAGCAGGCAGCGAACGGAAUAAUUAUUGAAGGACAGCAACUCAAUAAACAUUGUGAGUCACACUACAUAGCUCGCCAACUGCUAGCCGUCAGAAAAAAACACAGAAAAGAAAUUUACAGGUGCUGCAUAAAACUAUACACAAUGGAAUGCUUUUUAUACAAACUAAUAAACAAUGCACUGAGGGAAAACGAUACCAGGAAACUAAGCACGCUCGGUCCAUUUUGCUACAUUUUAUUCAGAAGCUGGCUGACCACCAAAGAAAAACAUACAGCGACACUCUACCGUGGUAUGACUAUCGAUGACAAUCAGCUCACAUCGUAUCAAGAAGCCAUCGGCAAAAGCAGAUGUUGGGACGGCUUUACCUCAACAACAAAAAACCACGAAAAAGCGCAAACAUUCGGUAACAUCUUAUUCAUCAUCGAUGCAAACAGCAACGGAGGCAUCGAUAUUUCAGCACUAUCAGAUUACGACGAAGAAGAAGUUCUACUACCACCAGGAACCACAUUUACAAUCGAUAAAGUCCACAAAACCGAAACCAAUACAUUAAUUUAUUUGAGGCUUCCGCCCUCUCCAACAGCUGCAUCAACAUUGAUUCACUUGUACCCAACUCCAUCAACCUCAGAUGAGCACUGCUGUGACGAAAGUGCCAUGUCAUCUGGCGCCAUCAAACAUCUAACAGAUGGAUGA
Messenger RNA from Didymodactylos carnosus, 826 nucleotides. NCBI's taxonomy places the organism in Eukaryota, Metazoa, Rotifera, Eurotatoria, Philodinida, Philodinidae. The record is from the annotation of a GenBank genome assembly.